Molecule: messenger RNA, 1221 nt
Organism: Phragmites australis (common reed)
Lineage: Eukaryota; Viridiplantae; Streptophyta; Magnoliopsida; Poales; Poaceae
Product: glutathione S-transferase T3-like
Exons: 3
Coding region: 1-1221 (406 amino acids)
Source: RefSeq, a predicted model, not a curated record
AUGCGGCGGCUGCAUCACUGUGGGCGAGGGCAGUUGUGCGGCGCGCGGCACUCCCGCGGUGGGAAGGAAGCGGAGCUGGAGGGGGAGCGCAGAGGGGAGGCGGACGGCGUCGGCGGGCGACGCAGGCGAGAAGAAGCAGGCGGCGCGGGCGAAGAGGACGCGUCCCCGGGUCCGGAAGACUGGGCGGCGGCGGAUCUGGCGAGCCAGAUCCCUGGAUCUCCCCCUUCGGUGUGCUCCGCGAUGGUCGCAGUUGGUCCCUGGGAUUCUAUGGAGUACGCAGAUUUUCUGAGAGGGGACGACGAUGCUAUUCCAUGGGAUGAUGUAGUACCACUGACCCAAGAAGGAUUGAGUGGCUCACAGGCCCCAGAGCCCGUGGUGCAGAAUGACGAUGCACAAACAGAUAUACCUGCUGGUGGAGGCCGUGGGCAGAGCUACACGAUGAAGGAAGACCUCCUACUUGUUUCUGCCUGGCUCAACGUUAGCAUGGAUCCGGUGGUGGGUUCGAACCAAAGUUUGGACGCGUUUUGGCAGCGGAUCGAGACUUACUUCCACGAGCACAAAGACUUCCCGUCCAUGCGCAACAAGAAGUCGUUGCAAGGGAGGUGGGCAUUCAUUAAUGGGAUGGUACAAAAGUUUUGCGGCCACUACGCGCGUGCAAUGCAUAGUAGAUGCAGCGGUACCACGGAGGGGGAGACGGUUGUUGAGGCUUGCAAAAUGUUCCAGGCAGUUGAACAUAAAGAGUUCACGUUGCUUCCUUGUUGGCGUGAAUUGCGGCACCAUCCGAAGUGGCAGUCAGAGGCUUACAGGAAGAAGCAAAAGACUUCCAGCGCAGCAGGAGAUGGCAGCCCUUCAUUGACUCAGAACAUGCCACCAUCACAGCCUGCGGGAAUUGCACAAGAAACAGGUAGCGAAGGCACGGUCCGAGCUAAGAGGCCUGUUGGCCGGAGCCGGUCGAAGGAAAUAGGGCGUGGUUCGACGGCUUCCAACUCGGCGUCGGCACCAAUGAAGGAAGUAUUCGACAGGCAAUUUAGUAUGAAGGAAAAGUUCGAGAAGGAAAGGGCCGAGAGGUUCGCGGAGAUGAUGUAUGUAGAGCGGCAGCGCCUUCGCCUCGAGGAGGAGCGAAUGCAACUAGAGAAGGUAAAGGAGGAAAUGAGGAUAAUGAACAUGGAUUUAUCGCAAAUGGACGAUGACCAAAAAGAGUAUUACAAAAGUCUUCGUUAG